UACACCCAGAAGACGUCUUUCAAGUAUAAUAUCUUUGGGUUGGGUUACUGGAACCGGUGGCGGGAUAUCUAUUCGCAGAGGGGAACAUGUUUAUAUAGCACCCUCAGGUGUUCAAAAAGAACGAAUGAAACCUUUCGACAUAUUUGUUCUCGAACUUUCAACACGUAAAGUUCUUCGAGCUCCAGAAAUAUAUCGUCCAUCUGCUUGCACACCUUUAUUUUACAAUGCUUACACAUUGCGUAAUGCUGGGAUUAGACGUGGUAGUGGAAAAGAGAAUUUACAUUAUUAUGAUACGUUGGUAGUACCCAUCAUAGAUAAUACAGCUGAGGAAGAAGAUUUAACUGAUAAAAUGGCUCAGACGAUAAAAGAUUAUCCCGAAACAAAUGCAAUUCUUGUUAGACGCCACGGUGUUUAC
Molecule: messenger RNA, 415 nt
Organism: Scutellospora calospora
Lineage: Eukaryota; Fungi; Glomeromycota; Glomeromycetes; Diversisporales; Gigasporaceae
Source: the annotation of a GenBank genome assembly